AUGGCGGAGAAAAGCGAGUUGAUACCUGUUAAUGAUAUUGUGGACGAUGAUGAGCGUCUUAUAGAGAAAGUUCGAGAAAAGGUGAGUAUGGAUGUUGUUUUGGACAAAAACUGGUCAAUCGGUGGCAACCUAGAAGAGGUUGAUGCGUCAAUACCUGCCCUACUUAUUAAAAAGAAUGGCGAAUGGGGUGCAGUUAGAGUUGACACUAGUCCUGUCCUGAAUGAAGUGACGGGCCCUACUAUUGCCUCUGGAUUUUCUUUACUUGUGAUCAAGCCUGGAGAGACGUGCAGAUUCUACCGCGAACCUUCAAAUUCCUCCAGCUCCGAUGGUGAAAUCUGCGGUAUGGGAAGGCCAUCUUGGGUGACCUUCUGGGCUAGGUCUCGGGCCUCCAGUGUAGGUCUGCGCGACGACCGUAUGGUCUUCAUACGGUCGAACAUGACUUUAUUGAUAAACGUGCAAGCUUCGGACCACUGGUUGCAGCAGUUGGCAAGAGCCGCUAAAUGCCCACCUAUCCUGUCUUUAAGUGUCUCGGCUGUGGCAUAA
Messenger RNA from Talaromyces rugulosus, 543 nucleotides. RefSeq lists its product as uncharacterized. Bases 1 to 543 code for a protein of 180 amino acids. The record is from RefSeq and is a predicted model, not a curated record. NCBI's taxonomy places the organism in Eukaryota, Fungi, Ascomycota, Eurotiomycetes, Eurotiales, Trichocomaceae. The transcript has 3 exons.